Molecule: messenger RNA, 534 nt
Organism: Chironomus riparius
Lineage: Eukaryota; Metazoa; Arthropoda; Insecta; Diptera; Chironomidae
Source: the annotation of a GenBank genome assembly
UAUCAGUCUGCUUGCAUCUCUCAAAGCAAUUCAUUCAACAGUUUUCAAAUAAAAAAAAAUUCAAUCAAAAUGUUCAAAUUGGUUGUUGCAGUUUCAUUCUUUAUAGCAGUUACACUUGCACAUCCUCAAAGUCAACAAGACAAGGAUGCAACUUUAGUAUCAAGCGUAUUUGCUGAUGACGGUGCUGGAAAUGUUAAUUAUGCAUUUGAGAGCAGCAAUGGAAUCAAGCAACAAGCAAGUGGUCAAUUAAAGGAAGUUGCAGACUCCUCAGGAAAUGGUCAACAAGUCAAGACAGAAGUCUUAACUGGUAGUUACUCAUAUACAGCUCCUGAUGGCACACCAAUUACCAUUACCUGGGUUGCUGACGAGAAUGGUUACCAACCACAAGGAGAUCACAUUCCAAAAGGACCAUAAAUGAAGGAGGUCCAAUUACACUACAAUAAUACUCACAGAAUAUAUUCAAACUUGCAAGUUUUGUCAAUAAUUUUUUGUUCUGAAAAGCUUAAAUAAAGGAAUAUGAUUUUUUUACUUGAA